Plasmodium gonderi is the source of this 939-nucleotide messenger RNA. Its product is annotated as variable surface protein. The coding region runs from base 1 to 939 and encodes 312 amino acids. Lineage: Eukaryota; Apicomplexa; Aconoidasida; Haemosporida; Plasmodiidae. The record is from RefSeq and is a predicted model, not a curated record. The transcript is spliced from 3 exons.
AUGGAGGAAUAUAUGUAUACAGAAAAUUAUACGCCAGCAGACAAUAUGUUUGAAUUAGAAGAUAAAAAUAAGGAAAAGAAAUUAUCACAUGCUAAGAGGAACAAUUUCUCAUGUGUUUUAUCCACCGUUCUUGCUUUUUUGACAUCCUCUUCUAUUCUUUUGAAAAAUUGUCCAUUAUCUAAUUAUGUAGAAAAGGACAGUGCUGUGAAUCAUCCGGUUCAUUUGGUAGGAAUCGAUAAAGGAGCGCUAGAUAUAGAAGAAGAAUGGAAACAGUACACUUGGCAUAAUUGGAUGAUAAGACUGGAGAAUGAUUUUAAUGAAUUCAAUUCUUCGUUGAAUAAAGAAAAAAUGAAUUGGCUUAAUGAUAGAGAGGGGGAAUUUCAAUAUUGGAUAAAAGAAAUGGAAAGUAAAUGGAGUCAUAAUGAAAAAAAUAUGGAUAUUUCAGAGAAUAUAGCUGGUGCACAGGAACAAUCAUCAACACAGAAUUAUUAUGAAUGGAAAAAUUUAGAUAAAACAAAAAAAAUCCAAAAUAUAGAAAUUGAAUGGGAAAAUUGGAUUAAUAAGCAUGAUUCCAAUUUAAAUGAAUGGAUUUUAAAAGAAUGGAUUUUUUGGAAAAAUUCAAAAAUCAUGUUAUGGUUAUUAAAUGAAUGGAAAAGUGAAGAAGAUGAUUAUUGGGCAAUAUGGGAAAACAAAAAAUUAGCCAAAUGGUUGCAUCCAACAGAGAAAACAAAAUGGCUCAAGUGGAAAGAAAGAAAAAAUAGAGAGUCUACAGAAUGGAUGAAUUGGCUUCAUAUUAAGGAACGUGUAAAUGGCAUUAUUUCCACUUUCACCUUCCAAGAACAGGAAAAAAAAAAAAAAAACAGCAUAUGUAAAUGUAGUAAUAUUAUUAUAACCCGAAUGUGUAAGAACAUUUUAUGCAUGUUCGUUACAUUUCUAUAA